Humulus lupulus (European hop) is the source of this 1879-nucleotide messenger RNA. RefSeq lists its product as uncharacterized. The transcript has 10 exons. The record is from RefSeq and is a predicted model, not a curated record. Bases 668 to 1756 code for a protein of 362 amino acids. NCBI's taxonomy places the organism in Eukaryota, Viridiplantae, Streptophyta, Magnoliopsida, Rosales, Cannabaceae.
GCUUUUGAAGGUUGUGACUGUGAGUAGAUGUGUGGUCAGAAUGGGGGAAUAAUUUGGCGGUUUUAAGAUAAUCUAGCGGCGAUAUCUCUCGUAUAGCGACAGCUAAUGUUCCCGCUAGGUCCCUCUCCCUCCUAAUGUAUCACUUUCCCAACCCCGCCUCUUCCCUCAACCAUUUCCCCAAACCCUCUUCACCUCAAAAUCCACCCACCCUCAAACCCAUUUUCUUUUUGUCUUUUAUUUUUCCUCUUCGAUUCUCCCAAACCCAGCCAUUUCAGACCCAACUCAAGCAUUUUCUUUCAGGUAUCUAUGAUUGUAUUUUUUUUUACUUAAUUUUAAUUCUGUUUUUUUUUUUUUUGGAGAAACCCAAGUUUCAGAUCUCUCUCUCAAUUUCUAGAAGGCUCUCUUUCUCUGUGGUGUAUUCUGCUCACUGUGCUCUCUAUUCGGCUCUCUUAUAUUUUCUCCCAUUUCACCCAAAUUUUCUCAGCCAUUUUCACAAACGUUCUCAUUGUGCUCUUCCCCAAAUUUGAAACCCUAAGCCAUUUUCCCCAAAUACCAUAUUAUUAAGCCAUCGGCUCUGUGUAUUUGGCCUUUCUCAACCAGGGUUUAAAAAUUUUGGGUAGGUUAUAAUGCAAUCGUUAUGCUGUUGAAAUUCCGUUAGACUCAGGUAAUGGCUCAAUCUCAUGAGGGUGAUGGCGGGUGUGAUCCCCCCUGCAAACGAUCACAUUUAGAGGCAGACUGUGAGAGAGCGCCUCCUCGGAAACGUGGACGAAACAAAGGAUUGUCCACCAAACAAUUGAGAGAAAAAUUAGGUCAUCCGAUCCCUUUAGAGUGGGAUGUGCAAGGUGGGACGUACAAAGAGAUAGGUGACUACUACCACCACCUGUCCAGGGAGAUCGGGAUUCUUGUACGACGGUACACAGAUCCAAACUACCUACAAUGGGCUCAUGUACCAGAGGCUGAUAGGCUACGGAUCCUUCCUCAAUUAGAGGAUGAUUUAUUUGACAUUGGUCGUGAGAGAUAUGAGAAAGAACACUUGCCUGGGAUUUUAGCUGGAAUUAAUCAGUCAUGCGCCUCUCGUUAUUCCGAGUGGAAAAACGAUCUGAAGACCCAUUUGGAUAAGUACGGACCCAACACGCCCCAUGAUGGAUGUACGCUAGAUCAAUGGAAAAAGGCAGUCGAGUAUUUUGCACGCCCUGAAGUCAAGAAACGCUCGGAGAUUAACUCAGCCAACAGGAAAAAGAUGAAACAACCGAGCAUACAAGGUUCCAUUUCUACGCCAGCGCUGCGCCAUAAAAAGCGCGAUUUAGAGAGUGGGCGCCCAGCUGCAAUUCCUGAAACAUGGCAGAGUACUCACUUCAAAAUAACUAAAGGGUGGACGUCCCAAGAAGCAAAGGACAAUUGGGAUAAGUUGUUAACGGUACGUGACACGCAGCAAUCACAGAGUUUUGGUCCCAGUUUGUCUGCUCCGAGUGCCAUGCCUGAGGACGACUUCUCCCUUGUUGAGUCAGUCUUUGGAAGGCGUCGUGGUUUCCAACCGGGAUAUGGUCGUGUGCUUAGCUUGAGGGCGCAACAGGCAGCGGUAGCAGUACCUCCUCCACCCCUGCCUCCGUCGAUUGCUGAGACAGUACAAGAUCUAGUGGAGCGCGUACGUGCCUUAGAGGAGUACAUUCGUAAGCUAGGUGGAGGCUCAGGAUCUGGAUCUCAACAGACACCACCCGCACCUGAUGAUCUGGAUCCGACAGGAUCGAGCCAUUAGGAUUUUUUUUAUUUAUAGGACGACAAUAUAUAAUUAUAAUUGACAGACUCUUGUAAACAUAACCUUUUAAUACUUGAUAUUUAAGAUUCAAUCUUAAACUCCAAUAUAAAUAUUUAGCUUCAA